UAUCGCAGAAUUUUCAUUUAUUGUUUAUUAUUAAAUCUUUAAUGCUUAACUACAUAAGCAAUAAUUUAUUAUGAUAUUAUAAUUAACGUAAUACAUUUGCAGUUGAAAUUGAAAACUUAAAUAUUGCUAUUCAAAAUGGAGAAUCUGAAAAAUAUAUGGAAGCCAGAGUUAUAUCGUAUUCAAAUAGAAGCUCCACAGCCAAAGCGUAUCAUUUGUGAGAAAUACCCUGACCGGCCAGAGUUUUAUGGUAAGGAAUAUCAUGGUAUCAUGGGACACAAGGAAGCUACAGCUAUUUUACAAGACGAGCCCAAUGGUACUUUCCUUAUAAGAAAAGGCAAUGAAUUUAAUGAUUUUUAUACACUCACUUGGAGAUUUAAUGAUAAAAUACAUCAUUAUAAGUUAUACUAUGAUGGAAGCCACUAUAUUAGAGAUAAACGAUAUGACACAAUCUAUGAUUUAGUUGCUGAUGGGCUUAUUACAUGUCACAUGGAAUUGAAAGCUCAUCAUAUUCUUGAAAUGAUAAAUUCAAAUGCUAAUUAUACUGAAAGUCCUUAUGUCACAUUAAACAGAAAAAAAUUAAAAACAUUAUCUCAAAUGCAUCAGGCAUCAAACAAAUCUAGCCCCAUAAUACAAAGAGCUGAAAAAUUAACUACAGAGCUAAUUAUCAAGCCACUGUUCAACCUGACACCAACAUUAGAGGAUCCACCACCAUUAUAUAAAUAUUCCAAGUCACAUAGUUUUAAAGUACAUACCUUCAAAGGGCUUAAUUGGUGUGAAUUUUGUGCAAAUUUUUUGUGGGGCUUUACUGCCCAGGGUGUAAAAUGUGAAGAUUGUGGCUUUAUAGCACAUUCAAAAUGUUCAGAAAGAGUUCCAAGCCACUGUGUUCCAGAUUUAAAGAAACUCAGAGGUGUAUUUGGAAUAGAUUUGACAACAUUACUUAAUGCUCAUUCAAGCACUUUACCAUUUGUUGUAAAGAAAUGUGUUAAUGAGAUUGAAAGUAGGGGAAUAGAUUCAGAGGGUAUUUAUCGAGUAUCAGGCUUUGCAGAUGAGAUUGAAGCACUGAAAUUAGCGUUUGAUAAAGAUGGUGAGGCAGCGGAUUUAAGUGUAUACAGUAAUAUAAAUGUGGUCGCUGGAACACUCAAAUUGUACUUAAGACUUUUACCAGUUCCUCUCAUCACUUAUGAAGUCCAUCCAAAACUUAUUACAGCAAUUCAAAUGAAGAAAACACCGACUGUUCAAGUAUCAGCGUUACGAGAGUGUCUGGAUUCUUUGCCAUCUGCACAUUUUAACUGCUUGCAGUACAUGGUCCAGCAUUUACAUAGAGUAUCUCAACAUGCAGAAGUAAAUAAGAUGUCUGCACACAACCUUAGCACAGUAUUUGCUCCAACAUUAGUUGCUACACCCCCUGGAAUCACUGACUUGUCUUUUGAAAUUCGAGCACUUCAAGCCCUUAUUGAAUAUUGCCCACAAAUAUAUUAUAAUAAUAAAUAGUCUCAAUAAUUGUUAUCAUCUUUGAUACCAAAUAAA
Molecule: messenger RNA, 1527 nt
Organism: Pieris napi
Lineage: Eukaryota; Metazoa; Arthropoda; Insecta; Lepidoptera; Pieridae
Gene: RhoGAP5A
Product: N-chimaerin
Exons: 8
Coding region: 136-1491 (451 amino acids)
Biological process (GO): signal transduction; regulation of GTPase activity
Molecular function (GO): GTPase activator activity
Source: RefSeq, a predicted model, not a curated record